Ilex paraguariensis (yerba mate) is the source of this 369-nucleotide messenger RNA. NCBI's taxonomy places the organism in Eukaryota, Viridiplantae, Streptophyta, Magnoliopsida, Aquifoliales, Aquifoliaceae. The record is from the annotation of a GenBank genome assembly.
AUGAUUAUUCUCAUUAAUGUGCUUGAGAGUGUUGGUCUGUCUACAAAGGCUAGUGCUGCACAGCACCACCAACUCAAUGUACUUGGUUCUUUGUGGCUCUUCCAUGGUCAUCCUCAUGAGAGCCAAGGUGUGACUCACCUAAUUUGGAACACUUUUCAACACGACAUUGGUCUGCACAAUAGGGACUAUGGUGCCAUACACACUGAACACGAGUUUGAUGCUUGGCAGCUUGAAGAGAUAAGAAGGCAACCAACCAGAGGGCUGGGCUUUGGCUUGGUGUUUUGGUCCCUCGAACAGAAGAUCCUGGUUCCACCCCCAGUCAAGAGCCUUGGCCAUUGUACAAGUUCUGCUGUAGGAGUAACUCAUUAG